CAGUAGCAUUUCACUCAUAUUCAGAAUAUUUAACAUUGCUGGGUUAAGAGCCUUCAAAAAGCUGCCCUGUUUCUUUAAGAGAAGUCUUUGGAAGGGACAUACGCUCAGCAAAACUCCCUUAAACUUCCAUGGAUUGGUUAUCCUCUCAUGACUGGCAAGUCUAGAGCAUUGCCUCUGUUUCUAAUUGGUUGGUCUUUUUAUCCAUCAUUCACCGUAUUCUGAGCUUUGUGGAUAUCAGGCUACUUUGAGAGAAGCAUGAAAAAGAUUUUUCUCGGUACCAUGAAUUUUGACUUCUUUGUGAUUAACAUACUGUAUAAAUAAAUGUACACAAAGCUAAAGAUUUACACUGAUGUUAGAAGUGCAACUCCACAGCAGCAUUACGUGUUUGAAUGGAACAGAAGUGAAAAACUAAGACAACCAAAAAAGAAUGAUCAAAAGAGGAUGUAGACAGGAGAAUGCAGGAAGCUCCAGAAGCCCGAAUCUUUAGCCAUACUGAUGGCUCUGUUGCUGCCCUUAAUGCGGCCAGUACGUCCCUCGGCUCGUGCCACUUCCAGCAGCUCUCAUUGGCCUGGAGCAGUGAACCGCAGCCAGUGGGAGCGCGAUCAGCCAGACCUGCGGAUGUGGCAGCCCUCUUGGAGCUCAUGAGAUGUAUAGCUCUGUCAAGAAUUUGCUAUGGAGACCAUCACUGGAAAAUGACAGAAGCCCAUGUUAAUUUGGCUCAGGGAUACCUCCAGUUUAAAGGAUUUUCACUACAAGCACAGCAACAUGCAGAAAAAGCCAAAGAAAUUCUUCUUGCCAGCUCACCUAUCCCUUCUUCUGAUUCUCAACAAAGAAUGGACUUUGUGCUAAGUGCUCAUUGGCCUGGAGCAGCGAACCGCGGACAGUUUGCUAAACAUGUUAAGAGUAUGAUUUGUGUAAGACUCUCCUUUUGUACUGCAGCAUUAUGCCAGUGUCAGAAAGGAUCAGAAGAUGCUAUUCUCUGCUAUCAAAAAGCUCUGAGCUAUAUUGAGAGGAGUAAGGGUGAAACCAAUCUGGAGUGUAUUCCUGUACACAAGAAAAUGGCAGGAGUAGCACAGGUUCUUGGGAUUCAUGCAACAGCAAUCCAGCAUCUUGUAAAGGCUCAUUUCAUUGCCAUGAGAAAAAGCCCUUCUUCAGGGGAAGCAGCAGAAACUGCUCACUUGGUGGCACAGGCUGCAGUUGCCUCUAAACAAUCAGAGCACAAGGAUGAGUGCCUUUUGAAGGUUCUGAAUAGUUACCAUGCUGUCCUGCUUGUAGGAAUGCACACUUCAGUAAACGCUGCACACUGGAUCACAGUAGAUUUAGUCCUUCUUGCACUGUUUCUUUCAUUUUGCAGACUUUGUAUGACUGUGACAUCGUUUCUCAAGCAACUGAUGUUGUUCUCCUUCCCUGACCCGUUUUUAAUUUUUUUGAGGCCAUUUUUCCUUUCACAGAGAGCACCAAUAAUGUUGAAAGGAUCAUUAGAAGCUAAAAUAUCCCUAUUUGGGUAUCUCAGCCUGGAAGUAGCAGAGACAUACUGGCUCCUAGGAGGAACAGAACUGGCACAAGGACACACACAUUUGGCAUACAAGAAACUUAAGAAGUGCCUGUACCUUCAGAUCCUCUUAUUUGGCACCCACAACAAAAGGACUGUAGCAACCCAGGAGGACAUUGACUUGUCAAAAUGAGUGAGUUUUCAGUCUUUGUGGCUGAUCUUCCUUUUAUAUGCUGUUACAUUCUGUGUUUCCCUGCACGUCUGAGAUAUUUGGGCCAUAAAGCUCACAGAAAUGUCUAAUGGAAAAGAAAAAGAUGACCCACAGUGUUGGAAAGUUCACAGGGCAACAGUUUGUUGAAUAUAACACUCUAAUUUAAGGAUAACUCUUCAGACUUCAACAGCAGUGAUCUAACCACAGCCUACAGCGAUUUUGAGAUGUACCACCACCCCGGCUUAGAUUAUUCAGAGCAGCAAAUAAAAUUCAGAUGAGGGUAGAUUCCCUUUCACCUUCAUUCCCACCCCACUCCAGAAAACAAAUUAGCAACACUGGCAGUGUUGUUCACCUAUUAGGUCCCUACAUCUAAUAGACAUCAUCUACAUCAUCAUAGUCCUAAAACUGUUGCUCAACAUCUUCCUCAGUCACUAACAGAUGUUGCCAUAAGUCAUCAUGUAGCACCCUGUCUCUCUCAGAGGAUGGCAAAUUGAGCCAUUACAAAAAUCAAGUAAAGGCCAGGAUUAGGAGAACAACACUCCAUUGAAAACAUCAGUUCCCAAUUAUAAAAAGUGUUUGGAUCCAUGGAUGAGAUGAGUGUUUCAAGAUAUGCAAUGCUUACUGGGGCUGUUAAUUAUUCAUAUUUUGAAAAUUAAGUGGUGAACAGUGGAAUUGACAAUGACCUAUGAUUUACAACACCCUUCCUUUUUUCGGGGCCCCAGAUGUAGGAGCAAAACAGAGACGAUCAGAUAAAAAAGACCACCAGACUGUGCUAUUCAACAGUACUCCAUAGUGGGAAGGCCCAAAGCAUAUAUAUAUGACAGGUUUCUCAUGCUUACUUCUGACGACUGAACCUGUAUCUGCAAGCAUCGGUCAUGCAGAACUGAAAUCCGUCAUUGGAUUAAAUACUGAAUGUAAAGCAAACUUUCGUGGGGACAGAUUACUUACCUUAAUGGAUACAGAAAAAAAAAUUAAUAUAAGUGAACGCUAUUUUUAAUUUUAAUACUCUUGGAUCAUAGCGUUUUAAGAUCCUUAAUGAGAGCCUCUUCAGUUUUCUCUUUUGUGAAAGAAAAACAUUUUUUUUCCUGUUUGGAAAUACAAAACUGCCUCAGUAAUAAAAUAAAUUUACAUCAAAAAUAUGAAUUCAGGCAGGCAUUGCUGUUCUGCACUGCACGCUUACUAGCUUCUUGAACAAAGGAUUUUAAUUUUUCUAUUUAGUUUAUUCAUAAAGGCCCCCUAUUACCUUGGUAGCCAUGCACCAUUAACUGCAUUGUUCAAAAAACUUAAAAUCUUUUUGUUGUUGGUGUUUUUUUGGGUUAAACACAAUAGGGUAUGAGUUAGGAAAAUAACCUCACCCUACCCCACCCCACCCCCCAAAAAAGUUGACAGUAGGGUGGGGUAUUUUUUUUCCUUGUUUUUAAAGAAGUCUUUUGUAUCACAUAUAUGUAACUUUAAGUAAGUUCUGCCAUAUGAAGAACAUCUAGGAUUCAUUCGAGCUCAUGACUCUUCCUCCCGUUGGCAAAAGAUGCCAUAGCUUAAGUGUGCUUGAUUUCAGGCUGCAAAGUACCACCUGUUGCUACCCACAGCACAAUUUGGAAGGGAAAAACAGGAUCAGUAGGGUCAGCUACACAAUGAACAUGCAUGAAUAAUUGCAGAUGAUAUCACUUAAAGAUUUCACUUUCUAAUCUAACAGUUGUGGGGUUCAGUGCUUACAUCUGUUCUAUAGGGAUUUUUAUGCUGCAAGAAGAAUACAGGUUCAUCCCUGGUAAUUUUAGGACCAUUUUAAAAGAAUUUUGGAUAUAAAGAUGUGUGUAUCUUUGGUAAGAUGUUACCUUCAAGAGUUCAGUACGUAAUGGAAAUUUCCAUGGAAUCAUUUGAUGUUAGCAUAACUGAGAACCAUGAUAAAUCUAAGAAUUAAGAUAGGGUGACAAGACAGCAAGUGUGAAAAAUCGGGACAGCAGGUGGAGAGUAAUAGGAGCCUAUAUAAGAAAAAGACCCAAAAAUCAGGACUGUCCCUAUAAAACCGGGCCAUCUGGUCACCCUAAAUUAAGAUUUUAAACCAUGUGCUGGAAAAACAACCAAAAGUGAUGGCCAUCUCCUUAUUACUCAGAGAGAUGCCUGGGGUUUCAGCUCUGAUUCACAGUACCUUUAGGGAGAGUCACUCAGAAGAGGAGCCUGCCUGAGUCCAUUCAUAAGAAGGGACUUGGAUACCACAAGCACACAGCAUCUUGCCUCACUGAGAUCCAGGAAGAAAGGCAGGGCAUGCAGAAUGCAGGCAUUGGACCUGGAAUCAGCUAGUCCCCAGAGCAACCAGGAGGAGGUGCACUAGCCACGAGCAGACCCUAUGACAGAAUGGCAUAAUUCAGCCAAAUCUUAGAGCAGCAGGAAAACUGUGCUUCUCCUGUCCACUCCAACCACUUCGGGUUUAUAAAUGCCCCGUGCCUGCUGCUAAGAAGGCACCUCAGCCACUCUAACCAUGGUGGUUAGAUGAGUCAAGGAAUUACUAGUUGCUGUGUUUUUACUCUGUCCCUGCCACCACAGUGAUGCAGGCACUUCAAACUCCAGAAUGAAAGAAUGUGUUCUUUGAACUGAAAGGGGCUCAUGGAGCUGAACAUACAGAGAGACCUCAAAGCAUGAGACAUGAAAACUUGAAUUUCUUUUUCCUUUGCUAAUGGAGAUUUAUAAAUACCAACUGGGAGGUGAGGGGGAAGGAGGAGAAAGAAGCAUAUACACAUUCUUUUUCAUUGUUUAAUACUGAAUGUGAAAAAAGUGCAAAAAUCAUGAAACCACAACAGCAAGGCAGACUGCAUUGUAAAUGACCAUACCACAAGCUGCCUGCAAAGUCUCACAGCUGACAUCAACAAACCCUGCUUCAACAUGACUACAGUCUUUUAAACACCUGCUAUAGCAAACAUCAGUCUGUACAGAGCUGUAGCUCUCUCAUAUCUCUCUCUUCUUACACAUAUAUACUCCAUUUUAUUUGCUUUCAAAUCCAAAAAAGUGUACAUGUUUAAAGAUUAUUAAGUCCCCCACUUCUGAGGUAAACUACCUCAAGCAUACAAAUACAAACUUCUACUGAAUAAAACUAGUAGUUACAUUUUAACAAAAUUCUAUUUGUUAAAUUCAAACUCAGCAAUUACCUUAUUUGUAUUUAAUGAAAAAAAGAACAGCAAAGUUUCUAUGAGUAAGCUUCAACAGUAUGUGCUGACUGAGGCCAUGUUAUCAAUCCUUCCAGCUCCACGCUAUCAAUAAAGUAAUUACACACAAAGCUGUUAAAUAGGGUGUCAGUAUUUAAAAAAAAAAAAAAAAACCCUCAGAGUAGUAGGUUAUAUUUGCUUGGCUAGGAAUAGAAGCAUGUGAAUUAAGACCUGGAUUCUGCUACCACAGUGGUUUUCAACAUUUUUUAGGGGUUCACAACUGAAAAAUUUUGAAUGGAGGUGCGGAUCCCUUUGGAAAUCUUUGACAGUCUGCAGACCCCAGGUUAAAAACCACAGUUCUAUGAUAAUGACACCCUUUCAUGGACCCCUUAGACAGUCUGAAGCCCUCCAGGAGUCCAUAGACCACAGGUUGAAAACCACUGUGCUAACACAUCCAGAUGGAGGUGGAAUCUGCACAUAUCAAAUUGCAACAUCAGGGCCCAAGUCACUACCUCUUUGUUUCCAGGAACAGUCAUUACCUGAAGGUGGUUGUCGUGCAAAAAAUAAAAUAGAUCUGUGGCUUUUUCCCAGUUUUAAAUAAUACUGAAGAUGAUGACAUAAGGCUCGUGUUAAUUGGAUUCAAAUGGAGAAUAUGCUGCUUACACAGUCUUCUUCAAAGCUUAUAUCCUUUAUUCAUUAAAUCUAGUUUAUUCAUUAAACCUAGUUUUCAUGGCUUGAGGAAGUCAUUCCAAUGGAUGAGUUCCAUGUUACUGUUCUUUUCCAAUUCGUUGGGACAAACCUAAACUCUUCAAGCAGCAGAUUAAAAUUCUGAUUCAAUUUAGAAUUAAAGCACUUAAAUUUAUGGAACAAACCUUUUCCUCUCCAAACAACUAAAGCAACCAGCAACAACAUAAAUACAUUUCAAUAUGACCUACUACAUCUGAUAAGUUAAUGCUGUUAAAGGACAUUUUAAAGAGCAGCUGGUGCCUCCUUGGAAAUGUUUUAUUUAGAAACAAUACUAACAUGGUCUCUUUUUCUUCUCCGUCAGUACUAUGGACAUCUGUAUAAAACAGGAACUUAUGAUUCAUUUACUCCUUGCUGGUUUUUCCUUCACCUGAUGUCCUAAUUCUCUGAAUAAUGGAAGAUAAAUACAAUCUAGCAUCAGUAGAAUUGUUUCUAAAGAAAAUAGGUCUCAAAGUUUUCCACAAGGCAUCAAUAAAUGCAGUUGAUAUUAUUGGCUCUCUUAUUUGUGGCAGGAGAAUACAUAUUCUGCAGCUAUCCUUAUGUCUAUUUUAAGAGAGCUUUUUUUUUUAAGUUUCAACUUCAAACCAAA
This is a messenger RNA of Gopherus evgoodei (Goodes thornscrub tortoise), 6173 nucleotides long. RefSeq names its product tetratricopeptide repeat domain 23 (gene TTC23). Lineage: Eukaryota; Metazoa; Chordata; Testudines; Testudinidae. Gene Ontology annotation, molecular function: protein binding. The record is from RefSeq and is a predicted model, not a curated record.